ACCAGAAUGCUGUUGAGGUGGGGGUGGUGUUGACAUUUUUACUAUUUUUCUUCCCUAGUCCCUAGUAAAACCGAAUUUUUUGAAAGGUUGAAAAUGACUAUUACAGAUGACCAUUUCAUACCCUCAGACGAAGAAUUAACGGUCCAAGAAGUAAACCUAACCGGCCCAGCCUUAAAAGCAGGCGCGUUCCACUUGGGAAAAGUCUGCGAAGCCGAGAACAAUGAGUUCAUUUUGUGCCGUAAUGAAACGAAAGACCCACGGGCAUGUAUCAACGAGGGCAAGAUAGUAACCAGUUGUUCCUUGAAUUUUUUUAGGCAAAUUAAGAAGACUUGUGCUGAUGAGUUUGCUCAGUAUGCUAACUGCCUGGACAAGUCUAGUCCUGAUCAACAAUUCACACCUUGUAGGAAAACACAAGCGGUCUUUGACAAAUGUGUCAAAGACAAUUUAGGUAUUGAUAGGCCUCCAUUUGACUACUUUAAUCGGGUACAUGUGCAUAAAACUGCUCGUCCGAAGCCAGAAGAGCCCAGACCUGCCGUGUAUCCAGAUGCCACUCCUGGUUUGCCAGAAACAACUGAGGAGAGACCACCAGCCAAAUAUGGAUCUCGAUAUUUGUUCUUGUGGUAGAUAUGCAAAAGGGAUUCAUGUAGUAUUUCAUUUUGUUAGUAAGAGCGUUAAUAUAAAAGAACUAGUUUAAAUUUG
Anthonomus grandis grandis is the source of this 699-nucleotide messenger RNA. It is a transcript of the gene ND-19, whose product is annotated as NADH dehydrogenase [ubiquinone] 1 alpha subcomplex subunit 8. Lineage: Eukaryota; Metazoa; Arthropoda; Insecta; Coleoptera; Curculionidae. The record is from RefSeq and is a predicted model, not a curated record. The transcript has 3 exons. Gene Ontology annotation, biological process: mitochondrial electron transport, NADH to ubiquinone. Bases 94 to 624 code for a protein of 176 amino acids.